Messenger RNA from Papaver somniferum (opium poppy), 825 nucleotides. RefSeq names its product cyclin-B1-2-like. The transcript has 4 exons. The coding region runs from base 92 to 526 and encodes 144 amino acids. Gene Ontology annotation, cellular component: nucleus; cytoplasm. The record is from RefSeq and is a predicted model, not a curated record. Gene Ontology annotation, biological process: proteasome assembly. Lineage: Eukaryota; Viridiplantae; Streptophyta; Magnoliopsida; Ranunculales; Papaveraceae.
AUCUCUUACUGUCUUCUCCAAAAAGAAAUCAAAAUUAUUAAACUUGAGCAGAAAAAAAGAAGAAAAAGGAACCUCACAAAGACGACUGAGAAUGGAGGAUGCUUCAAAACAAACAAUCGCACACGAAGUUGGAGGAAUUAAUGAUGCCCUACGUUUUGGUUUAAAUGGUGUUAAGAGUGAUAUAGUUGGAGUUCAUCCUGUUCAAUCCACCUUUAAAUCUACAAAGAUGUCACAGGCUGAGAUGAAACGGAGGGGUCUUGCUAUGACUUAUGGAUCUGCUUUUCCAUUGAAGAUGGAUCUAGAUUCACGGAUGCUAGCUAGGUUUCAAAGGCCUCCAGGGGCGGUGUCAUCAUCCAUGCUAGGUCUCGAGGCUGUCAAUGGUACCUUGGAUGACUUCGGUUUCGAAGAUUUCCAUUGCCUAAAUGACCCACGUGAAUCUGAAACUUACAGGCCAGCUGACAUGCAUCAUGGAAUGGAAGUUCGUCUUGGCCUAUCCAGUGGACCAGUCUGCCCCAGUUUCAUUUGAUCUUCACUUUUGAAAGUGAGAUAGAUAAAAACUCUUCCUUCUGGUUGCAAUUUCAUGGUGGUCGUGCUUAGUAGUUUGCCUGUUCAGCACAGGGUACCUCCUUAUAUACAUUGAAGUUCAUUUUCGUAUGCAUUUGAACCAGCAAUGUGCAGAACUUGUUAGAUUCCUUGAAAUGAAAACUGAGUAUAUAAUUUUAGAGUCUAUGUGAUUUGCUGUAAGCUUAAUAUCAGUUUAUGGUGUCAAUGAUCAUCUUUGGUAAUCCGUACCUUUAUGAAGAAAGAGAUGAAAUUUACCAGUCA